UUCUCAUAAGGGCUGGUAUGGGCGGGGAACCGUCACAGUCGCUAACCUCCCAGGCUUAGGCGUGGCUUUCCUGUCUUUUCGCUUCCAUUGGCUGAUGCGGACGCCUCCAUCGACACUCGUCCGCUAGAAUCUUCAGGAGAGAAGAAACCCGUGUUUUCGCAGAAGAACGUUCGUCAGAGCGUGGAAAGGGCAUUAUGCUUCCAGCACUUCGCUACCUCUGCCAUGGUAUGCCUCCUGCAUCCGCAGCCAGCAUGGGCCAAGUUCGAAAAUACUUAUCCUGGGAAAAUAAGCAGCGUUGUCAAGGGCUGCUAGAGGCAUCCACCAACCGAUACAGACAAGAAGCUGCAUCAGCAGCUGUUUUGGUGUCCCUGUGCUCUGUGAGUGGGGACCCAGCCAUCCUGUACACCCUGCGGUCCAGCACCCUGACCGGUUUACACAAAGGAGACGUCAGUUUCCCAGGUGGUAAGCGUGACGACUCUGACCGGGAUGUCAUCGCCACAGCACUCAGGGAGACUCGGGAAGAGCUGGGCCUGCAGUUAGGGGAGGACUGCGUCUGGGGAGUCAUGAGGCCUAUACCUGAUAGGAAUAAAAUGACAGUUGUGCCUGUGCUAGCAAACUUGGGUCCUCUGGAGCACCUGAUUCUGAAGCCUAACCCCCAAGAGGUGGAGGCUGUCUUCACACUGUCCUUUUCCCAUCUGCUGCAAGAAGAGAACCAGAGCUACACCCACUUCUGCAACAAGGGUUCCUACAGCUACACACUGCCUGUCUUCUUGCACGGUCCUUACCGUGUAUGGGGUCUCACAGCCAUAAUCACUGAUUUGACUCUAGAAUUGAUGGCUCCAGGGGCAUACCGCAGGCGGACUCGUGUGCCAGCCAGUCUCUUAGCUGUACAGCCAAGGUCAAAGCCUUGACUGCCAAGCUCUGCUCCCCUUUUCUGUGUUUGCCAAAGGACUUUGACACAGGUGCUGAUCCUUGCCUAGUUACCAGAGUCUUUUAAGAACGCAACUUGGUUCACUCUUGUUUACCACACAGAAGUUGGCUUGUCUGCCAGUCCAUGGUGCAAUUGUACUGCAUUUUUAGGGAGAGGACAGAUUAGGAAUCGCCUGUCUGCUUUUGCUGGCAGCUGCUAUAGGAUUUAUUUAUGAAUAGAACUUGAAUAAACAUACACACUGGGAA
Rhineura floridana is the source of this 1176-nucleotide messenger RNA. It is a transcript of the gene NUDT8, whose product is annotated as nudix hydrolase 8. The record is from RefSeq and is a predicted model, not a curated record. The coding region runs from base 195 to 911 and encodes 238 amino acids. Lineage: Eukaryota; Metazoa; Chordata; Lepidosauria; Squamata; Rhineuridae. Gene Ontology annotation, molecular function: coenzyme A diphosphatase activity. The transcript has 5 exons.